Molecule: messenger RNA, 810 nt
Organism: Rotaria sordida
Lineage: Eukaryota; Metazoa; Rotifera; Eurotatoria; Philodinida; Philodinidae
Source: the annotation of a GenBank genome assembly
AUGUCGGUAAAUCCAACAAUUAUCAACAAACAAAAAUCAGAUUCGGUGGUUGAAAUCGUUCCGAUAGAAAAUAAUUCUCUACCAUUAAAAAGAUCAUUUUCAUUCACAGAUCAACAAUUAGAAUUAAUAUUGGAACGAUUAAUUACAUUUCAUAGAAGUUCUUCUCCACCACCAUCACCACCUCCACCUCCUCCUUCAAAUCCUAUUGGAAAUCCUGCUCCUCUUGGUCUUGCUGCAUUUGCAUUAACAACAUUUAUGCUUUCAGUAUUUAAUGCUGGUUCAAAUUUAAUUGAUCCUCAUUUAGAAGGAGUUGUUUUACCAGUUGCAUUAUUUUAUGGUGGUCUAGCACAAUUUUCUGCUGGAAUGUGGGAAUAUAGAGUUAAUAAUACAUUUGGUGCAACAACAUUUACAAGUUAUGGAGCUUUUUGGAUGUCUUUUGCAGGUUAUGUUUAUUUAAUUGUACCCAAAAUUGAACCUAUUAAUAAAACAAAACAAGCAACAGGACUUUUUCUUUUAUCAUGGUUUAUUUUUACUAUUUAUAUGAAUGUUGCUGCUUUGAGAAUUUCAAAAAUUAUAUUUAGCAUAUUUUUUUUACUUAAUUUAACAUUUUUAUUUUUGAUUAUUGGAAAUCUUGGUAAUUUACCUGUUAUAACAAAUAUAGGAGGAUGGUUUGGAAUAGUUACUUCAGGUUUAGCAUGGUAUGCUUCUGCUGCUACUAUUAUUAAUACAACUUUUAAAAAAUCUUUAUUACCUAUUGGAGCUUAUCAACAAAAAGAAAAUCCAUCUUCAAUAAUUCUAACUCAUUUUUAA